AUGGCGGAAGUGUUUUUGGGUAUACCGUACGCGAGAGCACCCGUGGGUGGGCUUAGAUUCAAAAAGCCUAUCGCCUACAAUAUAGAUGACUAUGGUGAUUUUAACGCCACACAAAUACCCUCGCCGUGUGUCAACUAUAUUAAUGGACAGUCAAUGCCGUGGAGCAGUCCAUUGGCCGGCGCCGAGGAUUGUCUCUAUCUUAAUAUAUGGUCACCCAAUAUAUCGGGCGACACAACCAAUAAUAAGUUAUACCCCGUUAUGGUGUGGAUAUACGGCGGAGGCUUUCAGACCGGUUCCGUCGAUCUGGACCUAUACGACGGCCAAACGUUGGCCACAAUCGGCGAUGUAGUGGUCGUUACGUUCAACUAUCGGACGGGUAUUUUUGGCCUGUUUUACGCGGACAGCGACGACGCGCCCGGGAAUCUGGUUUUACACGACCAACGAAUGGCCAUACAAUGGGUGAGCGAUCAUAUCGAUAGGUUUGGCGGCGACCCGGAGCUCAUCACUGUAUUCGGUGAGAGCGCCGGCAGUAUUUCGGCCGGCGUUCACCUCCUGUCGCCGAACUCGUCUCAACUGUUCAAACGGGCGAUCCUUCAGAGCGGAAGUCCUUAUCAUAAUAUCGGCGGCGUUUCACCGCAUUUGGCGCUCAAACAGUCGCGACUUAUCGCCAGAGAUGCCGGUUGUCUGAGCGAUGAGCAGACUAUUGAUUUCAAUUGUAUGCGAAAUAUGAGUUCACUUGAGAUCAUGAAUGUCUACAAAGAUAUCUAUUCAAGAGGAAUUGCAUUGCAGUUGAUAUUUGGCGACGAGAUAUCAGCGCAGCAUCCAAUCCAGUCUGUGAACCAAAAACAGGUGUCGGCAACGGAUCUACUGUUGGGCACCAAUCGGAAUGAGGGCUCAGCCAUACUAUUCAUGGGAGUGCCCGACAUGUUUGACCGCAACUCGCCUCUUAAUAUCACUAAAACACAGGCCAUUGGAUUCAUACGAGCCAUGUCUGAGGGCUGGUGGUUGGGUGUGCUGUCCGACCAACAGCUGCGACAGAUCACCGACUUUUACAUGUCGGUCGUCGGCGAAGAAGAUUACUCAUCGGUGCGCCAAUCGCUGGUCGACAUAAUCGGCGACUCGAUGUUCAUCUGCCCGUCGGUGUAUUUGGCGGACGGCGUGUCGACCGUCGGCGGAGCCCACGUAUACUACUAUCAGUUUACGCACAUUAAACACUUUGACAACUAUUGGGGCCAAUGGAUGGGUUCACCGCAUUUCGACGAAGUGCAGUAUGUGUUUGGUUUGCCCCACCGCUACCCUCACCGCUACAGCGAACCCGAAAUACAGUUAUCAACUAAUUUGAUGAAGAGUUGGUCCAGUUUUGCACGAAACGGGUGA
Medioppia subpectinata is the source of this 1377-nucleotide messenger RNA. The record is from the annotation of a GenBank genome assembly. Lineage: Eukaryota; Metazoa; Arthropoda; Arachnida; Sarcoptiformes; Oppiidae.